Molecule: messenger RNA, 657 nt
Organism: Durusdinium trenchii
Lineage: Eukaryota; Dinophyceae; Suessiales; Symbiodiniaceae
Source: the annotation of a GenBank genome assembly
AUGGGCAAUGUGUGCUGUGAAGUGCAACCGCAAAGGCAUGAGGUUAGCUUGGAGACCUUCAAGAAGUCCAAGAUCGACUUGGUUUUGUCCAGCAUCCACAUGAUCAAUUUCUUGACUGAAGUUGAUCACUAUCCUUGCCUUUAUACGAAUGAGGCUGUCCUUGUGGAGGCCGUUCGUCGUUAUGAGACCAUUUGGCUUCCUCUGGUGGCACGGUCUGGUGUUAUUGAAGUUGUGCCUCCUUUGGAUGUAGAGUGGAUUUGGCAUUGCCAUAUGCUCUCACCUGUGGCUUAUCAAGAAGAUGCCCGUAAGGUCACUGGUGUGGUCCCUGAUCACCGCUUGAUGCCGCGGUCUGGGGAGGCGUGGCAAAAAGCACAACAAUUGGCGCGGCACCUCUGGCAGCAGCAAACCUCAGAGCCCUUUGACGUGGCGGCGCUGGCCACGGCUCCUCUGGAGCAGAAACCGCUGAUGUAUCCAACUAAGCUCAGCCACGACCUCGUGGCAGCGGCAAAGCGGCAAAUGUCGUUCCACUACCAAGUAGCGGUGAUGCCGCACUACCGAGAUAUUCAAUUCUUGGAGCUGGCGGUGGAGAGGUACCUCGACAAGUUCUUGGAGUUGAAGAAGAGACAUCCCAAGGUGACACUUUGGAGGGCCGUUUGA